GUCACCAAUCUUACAUCCAAAACCAAAAGCAAAUAUGGCAAAGUCUCUUCUCAUCAUAAUGCUCCUAUCCAUAGUAAUUUUUUUCAUGGCUCGUCCAAUUUAUUCCCAAAAAAUUGAUCCAUAUUCACAAGGGAUACCAGAAGAAGCAGACAUAUCUCCAACUCCAUUGGAAGUAGCUGAUUCACCUACAACGGAAUCUGAGAUAGAGCUUGCUCACCAUUUGCAUAAAGACUAUAUUCUUGCUUGCCCUAAAAAGCCGAGUCCCAAAUGCGAAGAUGAGAUUUUCAACAACAUGUUGGAUGAGACGACGCCAGUGACAGAUGAAUGUUGUCGUGAUGUUUUGAAUACUGGCAAAGAUUGCCAUCUCGCAAUGGUAAAAAUCAUAUUCUCUACAUAUGACUAUAAAAAUAUUGCAUCUAAGGCUAUUCCAAAAAGUAAACAGGCAUGGAACGAUUGUAUCCGUAGAGUUGGCAACACGAUUGGUGCUCCGGUCUCUUUCGAGCCGUAAACUAAUAUUCUCACGUGCCAAUGUAUCUAUGCGUUUUUGUAAUUUGAUUGUCACCAUUAUAAAAUAGUAACCAUUUU
Messenger RNA from Arabidopsis arenosa, 585 nucleotides. The record is from the annotation of a GenBank genome assembly. NCBI's taxonomy places the organism in Eukaryota, Viridiplantae, Streptophyta, Magnoliopsida, Brassicales, Brassicaceae.